Molecule: messenger RNA, 1937 nt
Organism: Aspergillus pseudonomiae
Lineage: Eukaryota; Fungi; Ascomycota; Eurotiomycetes; Eurotiales; Aspergillaceae
Product: inositol-pentakisphosphate 2-kinase
Exons: 2
Coding region: 671-1711 (346 amino acids)
Biological process (GO): inositol phosphate biosynthetic process
Cellular component (GO): nucleus
Molecular function (GO): inositol-1,3,4,5,6-pentakisphosphate 2-kinase activity; ATP binding
Source: RefSeq, a predicted model, not a curated record
UACAUCCAGUCGCCUCAGGUUCCCAAGGCCAACGCCACGCCUGCUGAUACGACAAGAACCCUGCACCACGCUGAAAGACUAGAUCGCAGACUCUCCACUAAACGUUAUCGGCUGGACAUUGUGUUUUAGAGAAUCACCCCCGUGGUUUCUCCCCUGUCCCAACCUAGCCAAUCCGCUCCGCAAAGAUAGUACAGCGGCAUUGAGAGGUCAUAUAAAAUUACCCUGGGAAUUGUAUCCUCUUUUGUCCGCACUGGAUUGGGCCCAAACAUCAUACAGGCCAAUAUAAGAACAAAGCCGAGGCAAGACGCCCAAAAAAAACAUAAUAAUAUAACAUUCGGUAGCCAUCCUGUUUUAUUCUAGGCUUGCUGCUGUGUUGGGCUAUUUUACAAUCUCUUAGGAGGCUCUAUCGUCCGGGUGAGAUUAUCGCACCGGGGUACUUAGAAUUUCCUUUUGCUUUUUCCAUCGCCCCUAUAACCCCUGCUAGCUCCUGAAACUAUUUAGUCGCAGCGCACCUAAACUGCAAGGGAUUAACACCUGACGGCGUCGUUGGUUCUUUCCCCCGACACGCGCAACACCAUAUUACUGGGGUUGUAGGUGUGUGGAGCAAUCCGCUGUGGCCAUGCUUCUUCCGCACAAAAUAAUCCUAGUUCACUACCUCACAACUUAACGGAUGACCAAGCCCAAUCUGUUAGAGCUCCCAAUAGGGGCUCAGCUCGUCUAUCUGGCUGAGGGCGGUGCCAACGUGAUCUAUCGCAUCGUCUCGCCGAAGUCGGCUAUUGCGUCGAAGAAAGAGUUGCCGCUGGUGGUUAAUGGUGCGGACUCCUGUAGCGUCCCACCCGAGUUUAAAGGGAAGUUGCUGCGAUUGCGCAAGGACACACCGUCUGGGAUCCCUUACCAGGAGAUUGCUCGAAACUUUGACAAGAAUAUUCGCCCUCUCUUCAAGCCGGAGGAGCUGGUGGAUCAGGAGCUGGUAUGUCUCCCACGGGGGCUGAUCCAGCAUUGCAAUGAUCAACUGCACGUCGCCGAGAUGGACGGCAAGCGCCCCAAACGACGUCAAGGCGUGUAUCUGGCCACUGCCGAGCCGUUCGGACUUCUGAUUACCGACAUGACCACCUUCAACGACACGGGAAUGGUUCUGGCCGAAUUGAAACCGAAGUGGCUUCUGCAGUCACCAUCGGCGCCGGCUACUGCCCGCAGAUGUCGCACGUGCGCCAUGCGUGAUAUGAAGAACCACGAGGCGUGGACGAGGGGUGGGAAACCAGAGCGAUCGUUUUGCCCGCUCGACUUGGUCUCGGACAAGUUCGAAAACGUCCUGCGGGCCACUCGGUCGGUCAAGGGCUGCAAAGAUUCAAAGCAGCUGGCGAAAGUGCUGUAUUGGAACGGGACAAUGCAGAAGCUUCUCGCUCACCAAAGAGCACAUCGCGAUGUUGGGCUGCACGGCCCGGCGGCGCAGUCUCGGGACAAGUCACUCGCAAUGACCCUCCGAGACUGCACGAUGUUCAUCAAGAUGCCGCGCGACGAAGUGGGCACUGUUGAAAUCCGUCUCGGUGAUCUGGAUCUGAAGACUGGAGCCGGUGGCAAAGCGAAAUACUGGCUGGACGUGGAGACGCAGUUGAUCUCCGAGGGCUGGUACUUGGGGUCGAAGAGCUGUUCGCAUGUGAGCGAUUGUGCAUUGCAAGGAUCCCGAGGUCAUUCGCAGCCAUCUAUCUAGCCUUCCGAUUCUAUUCUAACUACUUUCAAGGCCUUUAAUCAUCUUAAGUCGGCAGUUGAGUCACGAAGAUCGCAUGACGAUGGACUGCACUCUAUCUUUUAAUAAUAUGCAAGUUACGUCCGGUUUUAUGCAUUUGGGAGGUAUCCGUCUUUCGGUUUUCGGUCUGCAUGUUGUGUACAUUAGGUGUUUUAAAUUUUUAUCUAGGUAAUACACAAGUUUAGAGAAA